Rangifer tarandus platyrhynchus (Svalbard reindeer) is the source of this 390-nucleotide messenger RNA. Lineage: Eukaryota; Metazoa; Chordata; Mammalia; Artiodactyla; Cervidae. The record is from the annotation of a GenBank genome assembly.
AUGCCCGCAAGAGGGACCUCCCCUGGGGCCUGGAAGCUGGGCCCGCAGGGUCCUGUCCCACCCCCCGCCCCCACCCGACGGGGCGACCCCUCGCGCGUCCCCGAAGGUGCAUCCAUCCGAGGCCCUGCAAGUGCCAGAACAAAGGGCUGCCUCUACCCGCGGAGUCAGACGUCAGGGCUCAGCUCGGCGGCGAAGACCCCAGAUCACUUCGCGAGCGGAAGUUCGCGGCUGGCCUGGGUGGGCACCGCGGCCCGGCCGGCUCGGCCCUGCCCACCGCGCUCUGAGGCCUGCGUGGCACGCGGUGCGCAGCCGUCGCCCUUGCGGAGGGACCUGCUGCCCUAUGCCGGCGAGUGGGUCCGCCGGCCGAGGAGAGCGAUCCAUUCUCUAUAA